Messenger RNA from Gongylonema pulchrum, 393 nucleotides. Lineage: Eukaryota; Metazoa; Nematoda; Chromadorea; Rhabditida; Gongylonematidae. The record is from the annotation of a GenBank genome assembly.
GAGAAUACUGCGCUUCACUACGCAGUAUCGCAUGGUAAUUUUGCUGUUGUUAGCGUUUUGUUGGAUUCGCGGGUAUGCAAUUUGGAUCGCGCUAAUAAGGCUGGAUAUACAGCGGUAAUGCUUGCAGCGCUGUGCGAUGCAUCCGAUGAGCUCGAAUCGGCUGUCAUUCACAGGCUAUUUCAGUUGGGUGAUAUAAAUGCUCAAGCUGUGCAGGUCUGUGAAAUGAGAAUCAAGUUAUACAAAAAGUGGAAGAAUUUGUUUUCUCCAAAUUUCCGUAUCGAAUCUCUUCUGCUCGCAUCACCCAUUCGAAAUAUUGAGCCAAAAAAAACUUUCCUUUAUCCAAAAAAUGAAAGGAGAAGUUUGCUUUCAAUUUGUUUGCUGGAUUUCGCUUGA